Anguilla anguilla (European eel) is the source of this 3409-nucleotide messenger RNA. RefSeq names its product ventral anterior homeobox 1 (gene vax1). Gene Ontology annotation, biological process: regulation of DNA-templated transcription; brain development; central nervous system development. Gene Ontology annotation, molecular function: DNA binding; DNA-binding transcription factor activity, RNA polymerase II-specific. The record is from RefSeq and is a predicted model, not a curated record. NCBI's taxonomy places the organism in Eukaryota, Metazoa, Chordata, Actinopteri, Anguilliformes, Anguillidae. The transcript is spliced from 3 exons. The coding region runs from base 892 to 1848 and encodes 318 amino acids.
UACAGAUACAUACACAGGCACUCACACACACCCACACAACCCACACAUACACACACACGCACACACACACACACUCCUGUGAUAGCACUGAACCCAGAGAGCUCUUUUGGAACUGGGGGGGUGGGGGAAGGUGGGCCCUCUGAUUUGGUGAAAGACGCAGAAAAAGUGAUUAAAGUUUUUUUUUUUUCUCGGCGCGCGGGCAGCGAAGCGAAGCGACCGACCGGCCGGCUGGAGGAGGGUAAAAUGGCUGGAGCCGUACGGCGGACCGCAGGAUGAAGCGUCCGGGAAGUUUUCUGGAAGUCUCUCUCUCCGAUCGUUUGUUCCGGGAGCCUUUUCACCGGGCGAGACCAAUCACUUCCCUCGAUUCCGAGGCUGAGCGGCGUCUGACUGGGGGAGCGGGGCGAGCGCAAACCCCUCUAUUAGGACCUGAUAUAUUAUCCAAACAAUUUAGUGUAUUCAUGAGGUUACGCAAAUGUGGAGGCCUCGAAAAUUACCGUAAUCAAUUGAAAACAGCAAGUGUGCGUCCGUCCGCGGCUCUGAUUAUUUGGAGAUCAUCUAUCAACUAGAUGUGUAUGUAAUAAGGCAAGGGCAUUAAAUCGCUCUUGAGUUGCAGUGGUAAGUCCAUGAUCAUUGGGCAAGUGAGUUUGGACAGCAAUAAUAGGGCAUCUAGACAGAUGAGGCGAACAUCUCCCCCUCGCAUUAGGUAUCUGACUUUGUGUCUAAAAGGUGCUGUUUAUAAGGAGCGACUGAUUCACUGAGACAGCACAACCUUCGCAAUACUCUCAUUUUUGUCCUUUUCUUGACCUGCGGGAAGAAAAAAAAAAAAAAAAAAGAAGAAGAAGAAGAGUUGAAAAAAGACGAACCGGCGCUUCUUUAAGGGGUAAGUGAGGUAUGGAGGUUCGAUACAAUCAGGAGACCGAGGCGGGGAUGGUGCUGAAGAAUGGACUAAAGGACGGGAAAGAGGGCAAGGAUUCCCAGGGAAGCCUUUCCAAAUCCUUUCUGAAGGAGCAGCAGGAGUCCUUCUCCGCCGCCGGGACGGUGGAGAGCUGCGAGAAGAGCCGGGCGAACUCGGCGGACCCGGACUACUGCCGGAGGAUCCUCGUCCGAGAUGCCAAGGGGUCCAUCCGAGAGAUAAUCCUGCCGAAAGGGCUGGACCUGGACCGGCCCAAGCGGACCAGGACCUCCUUCACCGCCGAGCAGCUGUACCGGCUGGAGAUGGAGUUCCAGAGGUGCCAGUACGUUGUGGGGAGGGAGCGCACGGAGCUUGCCCGACAACUGAAUCUGUCAGAAACUCAGGUAAAGGUCUGGUUCCAGAACCGGCGCACGAAGCAGAAGAAGGACCAGGGCAAGGACUCCGAGCUGCGGUCGGUGGUUUCGGAGACGGCGGCCACGUGCAGCGUCCUGAGACUGCUGGAGCAGGGGCGCCUCCUGACCCCGCCGGGCCUCCCGGGGCUGCUGCCCCACUGCGGCGGCGGCGGCGGCGGCGGCGGCGGCGCCCUGGGCUCCGGCCUGCGCGGGCCCUCCAUGGGCAUCAUCGCCAACAACGGCAGCAGCAGCAGCAGCAGCUCGGGGACUGGCGGCAGCCCGCCGUUGCCCGCGGCGACCAGCUCGGGGCCCGCCGCCGCGGUGCUCCCGGGCUCCACGCCCACCCACGGCCUCUUCAGCUUCCCCAUGCCCUCCCUCCUGGGCAGCGUGGCCACCCGGAUAUCCUCCAACCCCCUCUCCAUGGCGGGCUCCCUGGCCGGAAACCUGCAGGAGCUGUCAGCCCGCUACCUGAGCUCCUCCGCGUUCGAACCUUACUCCCGGACCAACAGCAAGGAGGCCAUGGACAAGAAAGUUCUGGAAUGAUCUUUUCUCUUAAAAAAAAAAAAAAAAAAAAAAAAAAAUCUUUUUAUUUUUUAUUUUUUAAAUUUCACCGUUCUUGUUUUGUUUGUCCUUCGGUUUUGCCUUCUCCUUUCAGUGUCUGUGCCGUGGUUUAAUCAUUUUGUUACUGUUUCAGUGUACAACUGCACACCGAUGCCUCUCAGACAGUGAAGAGAAAAACAAAGACAUCUAUUCUUAUAUUUUGGUAACAGGGUGAUUUUUCCAAGCUUUUUGCACUAAAUCAAAAGUUUUGUUGCCCUGCGUUAAUUUUAACACAAAACCGCUUGAAAAAGCAAACUACCAAGAGAUUAUAAAGGUAUGGAAAAGAGGAAUUAAAUGUUUUCAGUUAACUGUAGCUUUUUUUUUUUAGUGUUUCUUAUUUGGAAAAGACUGGGCGAAAUAUGAAUAGUAAAAGAAAAAAGCUUAAAAAUAUGCCUGUUUCUGUUCUGUUUGUCAUCAUUGGUCAUGAGCUGCAGGGGGAAAAUGACACCUGCCUGUCGAACGACUCACGGUGUUAUAUUGGCUUUUUUUUUUGUUUGUUUUUGUUUUUAAGCGUGUUUCAUGUUUUAAACGAACUAACACCACAAAUGUACAUAGAGGUAGCAGGCCAGCAAACCUGUAAAACCCAGGUCUCAGUGCUGUUGAUUUGCAGGAGAGUUGGUAAGAACUCGAAAAUGGAGCCGCUCUUAUUGAACUUUAUGAAUUACAGGAAAAAGCUUAUUUUUCUAAUAACCCUGCGAGUCCUGAGUGGGAAUUUGAUAUCCCCGUCAGCGGGUUCCUCGCUACACGGUAGUUUAACGGUGGUCAGUUGUUAUUUUUCAUCAAGUUAUCUGACCAAACAAAAGAAGAAUGUUGUCAUAUGAUGGUUAAACUGUUUGGUGUUUUGUUACAUUUUCAAUGGUUUGUGAGGGUUCUCAGAAUAUAAUUUCAAAACUAAAUCUGUGACCUUUAUGUCCUAAAGAUGCAGUAUUUUACUUUGAUUGUCUGUGAUUAUGAUACUAGACUUGUAGUCCUGAUUGCCAUGUAGAGGAAACGUUUUGGAAUAAGCUUCAGCCACUUUCAGCCCUAGCUGGAAUGGAACGGAAGGCUGACGUAGUGUAAAGUUUUAGAACUUUUUCCCGCUGCUCACAAAAUUGUCCAAGUUACAUGGUGCAAAAUCACACUUUCUUUUGAAGGCAUAAUUGUAACCAAUGCAAAGUAUGAUUUUUUUUUUUUUUUGAAGAAUUACAAUCCUUUUACAAGAUGUACAUUUCUUAAAGCGCUCUGUACCAUUUGUUCUGGGUCAGGAACAUAAAAGAAGCAAGUACAAUGAAAGUAAAAUUAUUGUAGUAUAAAGAGAAAGACAAAUGAGAGUUGUUAUUUUAUUGUAAAUUAUUCAUGUCUGUAAUUAAUAGAUAAUUAGUAUAUCAGCGCAAUGAUGAAAGAAUGAAUGCAAAGGUGGGUCAUGAAUCAAAACAAAGCUCUUGGUGCUGUCGUCGUGAAAUAUCUUGAACAUUGUGACAAUGUGGUUUGAGUGUGGAUAUAUAUUAUAUAUAUAUGACUAAAC